AUGAAGAGAAAGGUGUUGUUGAUGGGCAAGAGUGGGUCUGGGAAGACCAGUAUGAGGUCCAUCAUUUUUGCCAACUACGUUGCCCGAGACACCAGUCGCCUUGGAGCAACAAUUGAUGUCGAGCACUCCCAUAUACUCUUUCUGGGCAACUUGGUACUGAACUUGUGGGAUUGUGGAGGACAAGAAACGUUCAUGGAGAACUACUUUACUUCUCAGAAAGGCAACAUCUUCAGAAAUGUUGAAGUGCUCAUUUACGUAUUUGAUGUAGAGAGCCGAGAAUUGGAGAGAGACAUGCACUAUUACCAGAGCUGCCUGGAGGCCAUUUUGCAGAACUCCCCAGAGGCUCGUGUCUUCUGCCUCAUACACAAGAUGGAUCUGGUCCAGGAUGAUCAGAGAGACCUUAUCUUUCGGGAGAGGGAAGAAGAUCUGAAGCGAUUAUCAAAGCCUCUAAAAUGUAUCUGCUUUAGGACCUCAAUUUGGGAUGAAACUCUUUACAAGGCCUGGUCAAGCAUUGUCUAUGAACUUAUCCCUAAUGUCAAGGAGCUGGAGCAAAACUUAAGAGACUUUGCCAACGUUAUCGAAGCUGAUGAAGUUUUACUGUUUGAGAGAGCGACGUUCCUGGUCAUAUCUCACUACCGCACGAAUUCUCACAGGGACGUUAACCGCUUUGAGAAGGUCUCCAACAUCAUCAAGCAGUUCAAACUCUCCUGCAGCAAGUUAGCAGCGCAGUUCCAAACCAUGGAAGUGCGUAACUCCAAAUUUGCUGCCUUCAUUGAGAUCUUCACUUCCAGCACAUACUGUAUGGUGAUAAUGGCCGACACCUCAAUAACUUCUGCGGCAACCCUGAUCAACGUACGUAAUGCACGAAAACACUUUGUAAAACUGGAGUGUAGGCGUCGAGGCCAUUUUGCUCUCUCAAGAUAGACGAUUAUAUAUACUAAACUGUUAUAACUCUGUUCAUCUCAUUAAUAAAUGUUAUACAGUAUUUCUAUUUUAGUAUAUACUGUAGUACAUUGUAUCUGGUGUUUUGAUCUCCACUCUGGUUUACAACACUGCUCAUGUUUCCUGUCAUAAAAACAGU
Homarus americanus (American lobster) is the source of this 1081-nucleotide messenger RNA. Its product is annotated as ras-related GTP-binding protein A-like. The transcript is spliced from 9 exons. Gene Ontology annotation, molecular function: GTPase activity; GTP binding. Gene Ontology annotation, biological process: regulation of autophagy; cellular response to amino acid stimulus; positive regulation of TOR signaling. The record is from RefSeq and is a predicted model, not a curated record. NCBI's taxonomy places the organism in Eukaryota, Metazoa, Arthropoda, Malacostraca, Decapoda, Nephropidae. Gene Ontology annotation, cellular component: Gtr1-Gtr2 GTPase complex; nucleus; lysosome. Bases 1 to 924 code for a protein of 307 amino acids.